AUGUCAGCAGACACAUUUGUUAUCAGUAGGAGGAGGGCUGUUAAAACGCUCCUCAGAUGUCCUCAGGACCUGUCAGUCAGCGAAAGACUUCACCAGCUACAAACAUGAUGCUGCUGCUCCUGCUGCUCUCAUUUACAAGUGAUGGCAGGGCUCAGCGCAUAUUUGGACAGAAAGUCAACGGGUCGUGUUUGUGUGAGGUGAACACCACCACAUGGUCCUUCCCCGUGGUGAAGUAUGAGGGGGUGUUGGAGCAGGUUAAUUCCUGUGAAGGAUCUUUGAAUAAACUCCAGGAACAGGUGACGUUGUCUGUCCAGCGCCUCCCUCAGAUUCAGGCUCUGGUCAACAACGUGACUACUCAGCUGCAGCCAUACCAGUAUCUGCAUGACCAGGGCCUAUACACCGCCCUGUCCCUGCGCCUGCUGGGCCAGGAGCUCAGUCAGCUGGAGACAGACAUCGACCACCUUCACAAAAAGUCAAAAAGUGCCGAAACAAGGAAACUUUCCAUCGAGGUAAGUAAACUGCGUAAAGAUGUGGUUAGGAUAAAAACAUCAGACACAGUGAACAUGAAAACUGUCAAAGAGAAACUGCGCUACCUGAAGAACAGGGCUGAGUCCUGCAAGUCAAUCCCCAAGGAUUUCAGAGGUCAGAACAGGCACUGCCUCAAAGGCCUGAUCACCAAGAUCAGCGACCCUGUCGUGACUACGGUCAAUCCCCUUGGUAAGAGCUACAUCUCUGGUUCAUGGGGGAAGCAGACGCAGAUGGACAGUGAGGGGGAGAAGCAAAGCUACUGGGUUCAAACGUUAGUGGGCAGCCACAACUGGGGCAACACUCUGCGCGUCUAUCAGAACUACGAGAACUUUAUGGCAUCAGCCAACUACAAGGACUAUACGUUUGCUCCAUCGCACUCCGAUGCCAAAACUAACGAGGGUCCCAAUGCCGUCCUUUACGGGGAGGCACUGUACUACCAUUGCUUCCGCUCCGCAGACAUCUGUCGCUACGACCUCAAAGGCAGUAAUGUCCACCGGGUAACGCUUCCAGGAACCGGCGUGGGGUUCAACAAUAAGUUCCCGUAUUGUUACUAUGACUGUCGGGCCUACAGCGACGUGGACGUGGAGGCAGAUGAGAUGGGACUUUGGGCCCUUUAUGCCACUGUCUCCAAUCACGGGAACCUAGUCGUGAGCCAGCUGCUGUGGGACAGCGAGGCCCAGACACUCAAUGUCACCCGGACGUGGGAGACGAGGCUGUUCAAGAAGGCGGCGAGCAACGCUUUCAUGGUGUGCGGCGUGCUGUACGCAACCCGCUACGUGGACGAGUACCGAGAGGAGGUGUUCUACGCGUUCGACACGGCCACGGGCAAAGAGGACAACUCUCUGGCGCUGCCACUGGAGAAGGUGGCCAAAGGAGUGGCCAGUCUCAGCUACAACCCCACCAACCGGCAGAUAUACAUGUACAACGACGGAUACCUGCUGGCCUAUCAGGCUUACUUCUGAUCCAAAGCUGUUGUAAUCGGGCAGCUGCAGUUUAUGUCCAUGUCUAUGCUAACAGCUAAUAGCAGACCUAUAAAAUGUAAGAAUAUAUAUCUAUCACUAAA
Molecule: messenger RNA, 1591 nt
Organism: Betta splendens (Siamese fighting fish)
Lineage: Eukaryota; Metazoa; Chordata; Actinopteri; Anabantiformes; Osphronemidae
Product: olfactomedin-like
Exons: 5
Coding region: 57-1490 (477 amino acids)
Biological process (GO): signal transduction
Source: RefSeq, a predicted model, not a curated record